AUGCUUUCGAGAGUCUUGAGACACAGGGCUACACUGCCAUUGGCUAUCGGCUCGGCCGCUAUUGCAACCGCUUUUUACAACACUACAUUCAUCAAGAACGAACCCUUGAAGACGUUCCAAGGUGACAACGCUUGGAUUGAAUUGCCAAUUGCGAAGAUUGAGGAUGUUUCCCACGAUACCCGUCGCUUCACUUUUAACUUGCCUGAGAAAGACCAAGUCACCGGCUUGAUCACAGCCUCGGCCUUGCUGGCUAAGCUGCAGACCCCAAAGGGAUCAAAUGUUAUCAGACCAUACACUCCAGUGAGUGACGUGAGCACCAAGGGCCACUUCGAGCUAGUCAUCAAGCACUACAAGGACGGCAAGUUCACAGAGAUGCUCUUCGACAAAAAGCCCUCCGACACAGUGGCGUUCAAAGGCCCCAUCAAGAAGUGGGAAUGGAAGCCCAACUCUUUUGAGUCCAUCACUUUGCUAGGUGCCGGCUCCGGUAUCACGCCACUGUACCAAUUGGUGCACCACAUCUCGCAAAACCCAGAGGACAAGACCAAGAUCAACUUGUUGUAUGGUAACAAGACUCCAAACGAUAUCUUGUUGAAGAAGGAAUUGGAGGAAAUCCAAGCUAAAUACCCCGAACAGGUCAAACUGCACUUAUUCGUGGACAAGGCCGAGGGCGACUUCAAGGGCAACCUCGGAUUCAUCACCAAGGAGUACUUGGAAGCCAACACCCCCAAGCCAUCCGAUUCUCACCAGGUUUUUGUAUGUGGCCCUCCACCUUUCAUGAAGGCUUACUCUGGUCCCAAGACCUCUCCACAAGAUCAAGGUGAGCUCGUCGGUAUUCUCAAAGAUUUGGGUCACACCAAAGAGCAUGUGUUCAAAUUCUGA
Messenger RNA from Lachancea dasiensis, 879 nucleotides. NCBI's taxonomy places the organism in Eukaryota, Fungi, Ascomycota, Saccharomycetes, Saccharomycetales, Saccharomycetaceae. The record is from the annotation of a GenBank genome assembly.